Messenger RNA from Eleginops maclovinus (Patagonian blennie), 829 nucleotides. RefSeq names its product RNA polymerase II subunit D (gene polr2d). Gene Ontology annotation, cellular component: RNA polymerase II, core complex. The record is from RefSeq and is a predicted model, not a curated record. The transcript is spliced from 4 exons. The coding region runs from base 274 to 708 and encodes 144 amino acids. Gene Ontology annotation, molecular function: nucleotide binding; translation initiation factor binding. Lineage: Eukaryota; Metazoa; Chordata; Actinopteri; Perciformes; Eleginopidae. Gene Ontology annotation, biological process: transcription initiation at RNA polymerase II promoter.
GGUGUCACCAGCGGAAGCGAUCGUGUUGUUUUUGUGAAGCUAAAAGGCGCCGAGAAUCUGAGCGGAUUUAUGCUUACCUCGUAUUUAACUGAAUAUAGACCCUAAAGACCCCAAAGACCCCCAAGACCAGACCAUCCUCCGGCUUCAAACUGCAGUCAGCUGUUUGCAUAGAUUAUAUUCAGCUCUUUAAAGCUCUGAUGCCGAAGGACCGUUAGCCAUUAGCACGUGUUGUUGUUUUUUGUUUGUUGGUUAGUUGUUGUUGUUGUUGUUGUGAUGGCGGCUGGAGGCAACUCGACUAACACUAGUGUUGGAGAUGUUGAAGAAGACGCCUCACAGCUGCUGUUUCCUAAAGAGUUCGAGAGCUCGGAGACGCUGCUGAACUCGGAGGUGCACAUGCUGCUGGAGCACAGGAAGCAGCAGAACGAGAGCGCCGAGGACGAGCAGGAGCUGUCCGAGGUGUUCAUGAAGACCCUGAACUACACAGCCCGCUUCAGCCGCUUCAAAAACCGCGAGACCAUCACCGCCGUCCGCAGUCUGCUGCUGCAGAAGAAGCUGCAUAAGUUUGAGUUGGCCAGUUUAGCUAAUCUGUGCCCGGAGGCUGCAGAGGAGGCCAAAGCCCUGAUCCCCAGCCUGGAGGGUCGCUUUGAGGACGAGGAGCUGCAGCAGAUCCUGGACGACAUCCAGACCAAGAGGAGCUUCCAGUACUGACCGACCCCCCCCCCCCCCCCCUUAUUUUAUUAUUAUUGUAACCCAGGACGACUGGACUGGUCCCAUGUGAUCUGAUGACAUCACACAGGAGUCACAAUAAACUUUAUUUAGUCUUUUUUUA